AGCUGUGUUGUGAUUUAAGUGAUCAAUAUGCAUAUGAACAAGUUAAAAAUUCUAAUGCUUGGUCCAUCUGAGAGCGGUAAAACCACUAUAGCCAAUUAUUUAUCAGAAUCGAUAAAUAUAGAGGAGGCAGGUCCUCCGCGUCCUACGCAAGGCGUUAGAAUUGUGGAAUUUGAACUACCUAAUAUCAAUGUAAACGGGAAAAAUACCAAUAUUGACAUCGAACUGUGGGAUUGCAGUGGUGAUCAUAGAUUUGAAUCCUGUUGGCCGGCACUGCGCGUAGGAGUACAAGGAGCGAUAUUGGUCUGCUCCCCUACAACAACCCAAGUAGCAACGAGAGAACUCGAACUUCUUUACAACUAUUUCGUGUCUCAGCCAAAAUUAUCAGCAAAACAAUGCGUUUUGUUUUAUAACUGCACUAAUGAUAGCGAUGAUAUAGAAUCAUUGACAUUGUCGUCUACAUUUUCAAAAGUAUCUCAAGUGGCAAUCAAUUUGAAAUCCGGAGGUAAUCGACUGAAAAUAGAUUUUUCAAAUUACAUCACUUCGGUUUUACAAGCAAUAAAUAGAUAUGCUUAAUUGUUUGUUU
Molecule: messenger RNA, 583 nt
Organism: Diatraea saccharalis (sugarcane borer)
Lineage: Eukaryota; Metazoa; Arthropoda; Insecta; Lepidoptera; Crambidae
Source: the annotation of a GenBank genome assembly